CCGAGUGAAACCUGCAGCUGGGAGAACUUUGCACUCCCAACCUCCCUUGCACUCGCACGAUCGAGUGGAGUGCACCAUGAAUUGUUCGAUGCCUGGCCUUGUGGCCUAUGCGCUCUUCUUCACGCUCUUGUUCACCGCGCCGGCAACCUCGACCGCUGGCCUCACCAUGCGUGCCGACCUGACCCACGUUGACAAAGGUCGGGGCUUCACCAGAUGGGAGCUUGUCAGCCGGAUGGCCGCUCGUUCGAGAGCCCGUGCGGCCAGCCUUUACCAUCGUGGCGGCCACUACGGCGACCCAGUGACGGCGACUGUGGUACGCAUGCCCGCCGAGUACCUCAUCCACUUGAACAUCGGCACGCCGCGGCCGCAGCGAGUGGCGCUGACGAUGGACACCGGCAGCGACCUUGUCUGGACACAGUGCACGCCCUGCCAUGUCUGCUUCGACCAGCCGUCCCCGAUCUCUUUUCUACUAGUGUUCGACGGUUCCAUGUCCAGCACCUUCAAGGCCGUCGCUUGCCCCGAUCCCAUCUGCCGGCCGAGCUCCGGCGUGAGCGUUUCCGCGUGUGCUAUGGAAAAUUUCCAGUGCUUCUACCUCUGCUCUUACGGUGACAGAUCCAUCACGGCGGGCCAUAUCUUCAAGGACACCUUCACCUUCAUGUCGCCCAACGGCGUGCCGGUAGCCGUGUCGGAGCUCGCCUUCGGCUGUGGCGACUAUAACACCGGCUUGUUUGUUUCGAACGAGUCCGGCAUCGCUGGCUUCGGCCGCGGGCCACAGUCGUUGCCGUCGCAGCUCAAGGUCGGCAGGUUCUCGUACUGCCUCACGUUAGUGACCGAGAGCAAGAGCAGCGUGGUGAUCCUGGGCACGCCGCCGGACCCGGAUGGUCUCCGAGCGCACACUACGGGCCCGUUCCAAUCCACUCCGAUCAUAUACAACCCUUUGAUCCCUACUUUUUACUACCUCUCUUUGGAGGGCAUCACCGUGGGCAAGACGCGGCUGCCGUUCGACAAGUCGGUGUUCGCGCUCAAGAAGGACGGCUCGGGCGGGACGGUGAUCGACUCCGGCACGAGCCUCACCACCUUACCGGAGGCCGUGUUUGAGCUCCUCCAGGAGGAGCUCGUGGCGCAGUUUCCGCUGCCCCGCUACGACAACACCCCGGAGGUCGGCGACAGGUUGUGCUUCCGCCGGCCGAAAGGUGGGAAGCAGGUGCCCGUGCCGAAGCUGAUCUUGCACCUGGCGGGCGCGGACAUGGAUUUGCCCCGCGACAACUACUUCGUGGAGGAGCCGGACAGCGGGGUGAUGUGCCUGCAGAUCAACGGCGCGGAAGAUACUACCAUGGUGCUCAUAGGCAACUUCCAGCAGCAGAACAUGCACGUCGUCUACGACGUGGAGAACAACAAGCUGCUCUUCGCGCCUGCGCAGUGCGACAAGCUGUGAGUGACCAACUCACUUGCUAGCUUGUGCGUACGUACGUACGCGCUGCACAUGUGCAUGUGUAUGACUGUAUGCUUCUACGGCUCGACCUAUGUGUUGUUAGUGCUAAAUAAAAAAAAAUGUCGCUAUCCAUCGAAUACGUGUGUGUAACUUCUUUAAACAAGAAACUUA
This is a messenger RNA of Zea mays, 1603 nucleotides long. Its product is annotated as aspartic proteinase nepenthesin-1. The transcript is spliced from 2 exons. The record is from RefSeq and is a predicted model, not a curated record. The coding region runs from base 77 to 1435 and encodes 452 amino acids. Gene Ontology annotation, cellular component: extracellular region. NCBI's taxonomy places the organism in Eukaryota, Viridiplantae, Streptophyta, Magnoliopsida, Poales, Poaceae.